CCCUUUUAAAUGACUGCGGAAAAACAGACUCUCCGAGCCGCAAAUGGGAAGACGGAUUCUCAGACAGGGCUUGCGAAUGCCCCGCAGCCAUCAUUUAACUACGCCCGCAGAGCAGUUACGGUUUGUCACCCGACCCUCCCGGAUCGCCUCGUUUGUCCCUAGUGAGACCCCGAGGCUCUGCCCGCGCCGGGCUUCUCAGUAGCUGGAUGCAUGUCGUGCUCCGGGCAGCGCGGGCGCAGGGCACGCGUUCGCGCACACCCGCGCACACACGAAAACGUGCAAGAGCUGAACCGAGCCCGGUUUCCAUUUCAAAAAAGGAGACGGCCUCUACUGCGAUUUUAGAAGAGACCGCGGUGUGAAUUAGGGACUGGGAGGCGUCGGAGCGGAGGACCGGUCCAUCUCAGAGACUAAUUUUCUGGAGUUUCUGCCCCUGCUCUGCGUCAGCCCUCACGUCACUUCGCCAGCAGUAGCAGAGGCGGCGGCGGCGGCGACUCCCGGAAUUGGGUUGGAGCAGGAGCCUUGGUCGCUCCUUCGCUCGCGCUCUCGGAGCUCCGUGCCCAGCGGCAGGAGGAGCCUGGACCCAGGCGCCGCCGGCGGGCGGUAGGCGCCGGAGCCCGGCCCCGAGGUGCGUCCCGGAUCCCAGCGCGCGUCUAGCAAGGAGCCUGCUCCACAGAGCGUCCCGGGAGCGCCGCCGGCCGGUGCUGGGCUCGCCGGGCCAUGCAGCGGUGGCCUCCGCGGAGCUCCCAGCGGCGGUAGCGCCCCCUGUGAAGAGGCCCGAGAUGCCCCUGCCACUGUGAAUCUUGCGGCCCGCCAGGACACGCUCAGCCCCGGACGCGCUCGGCUCUGCGCGCCUGCGACGAGCACCGAGCGGAGAGAGCGGCGAGCGCGGCCAAGGCUGCCCAGCACCGGCAGGAGAGGCCGGCCUGUGCGGCGCAGGGACACGUACUCAGUCUGACUCUGGCUGGCACUGGUGGCUAGGAAUGUCGUCCUGGACGAGGUGGCAUGGGCCAGCCAUGGCGCGGUUCUGGGGCUUCUGCUGGCUGAUCAUAGGCUUCUGGAGGGCCGCUCUCGCCUGUCCCACAUCCUGCAAAUGCAGCGCCUCUCGGAUCUGGUGUAGCGACCCUUCUCCUGGCAUCGUGACAUUUCCGAGGUUGGAGCCUACCAGUGCGGACCCUGAGAACAUCACUGAAAUUUACAUUGCAAAUCAGAAGAGAUUAGAAAUCAUCAGUGAAGAUGAUGUGGAAGCUUAUGUGGGACUGAAAAAUCUGACCAUUGUGGAUUCUGGAUUAAAAUUUGUGGCUCCUAAAGCAUUUCUGAAAAACAGCAACUUACAGCACAUCAAUUUUACCCGAAAUAAACUGGCAAUUUUGUCUCGGAAACAUUUUCGUCACCUCGACUUGUCUGAACUGGUCCUGGUGGGCAAUCCAUUUACAUGCUCCUGUGACAUUAUGUGGAUCAAGACUCUUCAGGAGAUUAAAACCAGUCCAGAAACUCAGGAUUUGUACUGUCUCGAUGAAAACAGCAGGAAUAUUUCACUGGCAAACCUGCAGAUACCCAAUUGUGGUUUGCCGUCAGCAAAUUUGGCCGCACCUAACCUCACUGUGGAGGAGGGAAAGUCUAUCACAUUGUCUUGUAGUGUUGCAGGCGAUCCAGUUCCGAAUUUGUACUGGGAUGUCGGUAAUCUGGUUUCCAAGCAUAUGAAUGAAACAAGCUACACACAGGGCUCCUUAAGGAUAACUAACAUUUCAUCUGAUGACAGUGGAAAGCAAAUCUCUUGUGUGGCAGAAAAUCUUGUAGGAGAAGAUCAAGAUUCGGUCAACCUCACUGUACAUUUUGCUCCAACUAUCACAUUUCUCGAAUCUCCAACCUCAGACCACCACUGGUGCAUUCCAUUCACUGUGAAAGGCAACCCCAAACCAGCGCUUCAGUGGUUCUAUAACGGGGCAAUUUUGAAUGAGUCCAAAUACAUCUGUACUAAAAUCCAUGUCACCAAUCACACGGAGUACCACGGCUGCCUCCAGCUGGAUAACCCCACCCACAUGAACAAUGGGGACUACAAGUUAGUAGCCAAGAAUGAGUAUGGGAAGGAUGAGAAACAGAUUUCUGCUCACUUCAUGGGCUGGCCUGGAAUCGAUGAUGGUGCAAACCCAAAUUAUCCUGAUGUCAUUUAUGAAGACUAUGGGACUGCAGCCAAUGACAUCGGGGACACCACGAACAGAAGUAAUGAAAUCCCUUCCACAGAUGUCGCUGACAAACCUGGUCGGGAACAUCUCUCGGUCUAUGCUGUGGUGGUAAUUGCAUCUGUAGUGGGAUUUUGUCUGCUGGUAAUGCUGUUUCUGCUGAAGUUGGCAAGACAUUCCAAGUUUGGCAUGAAAGGCCCAGCCUCGGUUAUCAGCAAUGAUGAUGACUCUGCCAGCCCGCUCCAUCACAUCUCCAAUGGGAGUAACACCCCGUCGUCUUCAGAGGGCGGCCCUGAUGCCGUCAUUAUUGGAAUGACCAAGAUUCCUGUUAUUGAAAAUCCCCAGUACUUUGGCAUCACCAACAGUCAGCUCAAGCCAGACACAUUUGUUCAGCACAUCAAGAGACAUAACAUUGUUCUGAAAAGGGAGCUAGGCGAAGGAGCCUUUGGAAAAGUUUUCCUAGCUGAAUGCUAUAACCUCUGUCCUGAGCAGGACAAGAUCUUGGUGGCAGUGAAGACACUGAAGGACGCCAGCGACAACGCACGCAAGGACUUCCACCGCGAGGCCGAGCUACUGACCAACCUCCAGCACGAGCACAUCGUCAAGUUCUACGGCGUCUGCGUGGAGGGCGACCCGCUCAUCAUGGUCUUCGAGUACAUGAAGCACGGGGACCUCAACAAGUUCCUCAGGGCACACGGACCUGACGCCGUGCUGAUGGCCGAAGGCAACCCUCCGACGGAGCUGACGCAGUCGCAGAUGCUGCACAUCGCCCAGCAGAUAGCCGCGGGCAUGGUCUACCUGGCGUCCCAGCACUUCGUGCACCGAGACCUGGCCACUCGGAACUGCCUGGUCGGCGAGAACCUCCUGGUGAAAAUCGGGGACUUCGGCAUGUCCCGGGACGUGUACAGCACCGACUACUACCGGGUGGGCGGCCACACGAUGCUGCCCAUCCGCUGGAUGCCUCCGGAGAGCAUCAUGUACCGGAAGUUCACCACCGAGAGCGACGUCUGGAGCCUGGGGGUCGUGCUGUGGGAGAUCUUCACGUACGGCAAACAGCCCUGGUACCAGCUGUCCAACAACGAGGUGAUAGAAUGCAUCACUCAGGGCCGAGUCUUGCAGCGACCCCGAACGUGCCCCCAGGAGGUCUACGAGCUGAUGCUGGGGUGCUGGCAGCGGGAGCCCCACAUGAGGAGGAACAUCAAAGGCAUUCACACCCUCCUGCAGAACUUGGCCAAGGCGUCCCCGGUCUACCUGGACAUCCUCGGCUAGGCCCUCCCCCAGACCCGUCCUUCCCAGAGCACCUCCUCAGAUGGGCCCAGAGGAUGACUGUCUUCUAACUGCCGCUGGAUGCCACCAGUCUGCUGUUGUUCACUGCAAAGACCCCGAGAAGCUUUCCGAGGAAGCAACGUGUCCUUCUCCAUCCGUAGACACAGUAUGGACUUCUUUUGGCAUUCUCUCUUUCUCUCUUUCCGUCUCCCUUGGUUUAUUCCCUAAUGUUUUUUUUUUUCUCUUGAUUUAUUUUUCGUCUCCCCUGCUUUACAGUCCUUCCCCUUUCUUUUUUUAAUCAAUCUGGCUUCUGCAUUACUAUUAACUCUGCAUAGACAAAGGCCUUAAGAAACCUAAUUUGUUAUAUCAGCAGACACGCCAGUUGCCCACCACAACUAACAAUGCCUUGUUGUAUUCCUGCCUUUGAUGUGGAUGAAAAAAAGGGAAAACAAAUAUCUGACUUAAAACUUUGUCACUUCCGCUGUACAGACAUCGAGCGUUUCUAUGGAUUCACUUCUAUUUAUUUAUGAUUAUUACUGUUCUUAUUGUUUUUGGAUGGCUUAAGCCUGUGUAUGACAAAGGAAAACUUGUGUUCAAUCUGGGAAGCCUUUAUCUAUGGGAGAUUAAAACCGGAGAGAAAGAAGAUUGAUUAUAAACCGCAGAACCGAGAGGAACAAAGACACCCAUUGGGAUCAGCGGGCGUCAGUCCCAACUUAAGAAAAACCCAGCGACUGUCAGCUGGGAGGAAUGUAUUCAGCACCUUCCCCUGAGGACCUUUCUGAGGAGUAAAAAGACUCUGUGCCAUGGACUCUUCUUUUCCCAUCACCAGAAACACGAGAGUGUAGCACAGAGAACGAUGGCUUCUGGGAGGCGAGACGGCACGUCGCGCACUCAGACCAUCUUGCCUUUGGAAGCCAUGGGGAUUGCACUGGUUUGUUUUUCCAAGUGUUGUCCACCGAGCCUUUGUCAAGGUCAGCUGAGAUUAGGUGGAUUCUUGUCCAGAGAUCAUUUCAGGGUCCGAUGGGAAGCCGAGGACUUGGAAAAGAUGAGACAAGCUACAAAUUCAGAGGCAAGUUUCUCUUACAUUGAACUUGUCAGAGAGCACUUCCCUCCGACCCCCGCCCUCCACUCCACCCGUCCUUUGAACUGUGCAAGCAAAACUGUGCAUGGUCUUUGUCGAUUAAUACCUUGUGUGCAGACACUACCGCCCCAGACGUCCUGCCCCUGGUGUGUAGAGCAGAGCCCUAAAAGGCGUAACUUAAGUAACGAGGGGAAGCUAAUGGAAUUCAUUAGCUGAGUCUAAGUGUCUCUGGGUCGUAUGGCGGUGAUGGGUUUUAACGAAUAUGGACCCUGACACCUGGCUAUAGCCUCAGUCACGACGCACCCACUGUGGGAAGGGCAACACUGAUCCCCGAGGGAAAGGAACCCUCACCCACCCUGGGGGUGUCACACGCAUUGAUGCUCAGCGUACACGGGCCAAGACCUUGCUCUGGGCUCUGGUUGGGAGAGUGGUUUCAUUCCAAGUGUACUCCACUGUUGAUAUGCUGUUUUGUUCUCUUCACUCCAUUAAAAAAAAAAAAAAAGUAAAAAUUUAAAAAAUUGGGCACAGCAUGCCAGUGGGAGGCUAUGCCCAGACCAAGCUUUGGAGGUGGGCUUCUGGGCGUAGUCACGGGUUUUGCGAAAAGAGGUUGUAAAUUUAACUAGAAAUUUACAGUUAUCUGGGUAAUCAGUUAUACCAAGGAAGAAACAUUUUUCUGUUCCUCAAGAAAACUUGCUACCCUCUGUGAGGGGACUUUUGCUAACUUGACAUCUUUAUAACACGAGCCAGAUGGAAAGGGAGUGAUUUUAAUUCAACUUAUGUCACUUUAUUUCAUAUUUGUUUCUGAAGGUGCAAUUGCUCUGUUUCGGUUUUGCUUACGCCCUUAAUUACUGGAGCACCUAUAUUUUCCAUUAUAGGCGUUGAAAGCCAGUUCUCAAAAAAUCAAAAGUGUCCAUUCACAGAGAACAAAAGGAAAUCUGGUAGGAUCUGCCGUCAAGAGGAGGGGGCCGGACAAGACGAACCCUACAGUCCUUUCAAGUUCUGCGCUGGCCUAUGGGACAUGGGAGUUGAAUCGUUUGUUCUUUUUGUUGGUGGAAAAAAAAAAAACCCUCCAGAAUACACAUAAUAAUAUAACGAAAGCCAUAUCUCCAUGAUAUAUACCUGCGUGUAUAUAUCCUAUUAAGGACCCAUGGUACUGUUAAAACACUGUGGCAUCCUGUGAAGCAGUGAGAAGAGGCAGAUUUGUACAAAACUUUUCUAGAUUCCAUCAGCGAGGACUGAAAACCUACACGGGUUUGUCGUUCUGCAUGAGCUGCUCUGGGGAAGGAAGCUGCAAGUUACUGGUUUUAUUUUCACAGGCAGCAAAGGAGGUAAUACUCUAAGGGAUCAAAUUCAAGAAAGGGCUGUGCAGUUUUCAAGCCAGGAUUUGUUUAAGGCAGAUGAGAGCAAGGGGAGCUUUCCACUCCCCUCCCAGUGUUGUGGUUUCCUCUGAAGGAAAAAAAGCAAAAAAAAAAAAAAAAAAAAAAAAAAAAAAUUCUUUUUCUCUUUACCUUCUGACAAGUCCCUCAAGGUCUUGAAAUGAAAGGUUCUAUGCAAGUGCAAAGUUUUAUAGUUAUUUAUAUUGCUGAUUAUUAUUAAUUUUUUUCCUCUGUUGUCUCAAGAGGAUGUACUGAUUUCAGAGACGUCUCGCAUUGAAGGAAUCCCAGAUUGCUUUUAAAGUAGCCGAAUGAACCAAAAACUAGCUUCAAGUAUCCAUCCCUGUUCCUCCACAAUCCCCUCUUCUUGUGCUCUUGUGAUUUUUUUUUUUUUAAGAGAAGGGGCAUCUUCAUUCUGCAAUGUACAUCACAUUCAUUAAACACAACAGGAGUGGUGACAAACCUAAUUCUCUAGCCCAGACUCAGCCUGACGGUUGUUUCCAUUUAUAAAUUGUCGAAGAGUUUUCCAAACACUUUUCACAUACGCUGGCAAACGAAUCCCAUUUUUCAGAGGUGAGGAAAUUGAGACUUGGAGAAGUUAAAUGGCAUGCUAGACCCCUCCAGGCCCCACUGGGACUUAAUCAAGGUGCUCUGACUCUGAAGCUCACGAUUCGAUCUGCUGAAGACCCUAGUCCAGAAGGGAAAGCACGCAAACAAAUUCAUGAGAAACAGAAUGCAGUCCGUGAGAUGACAGACAGCUGAGAGACGGUGAUGUGCACUCCUGCUCAUAGCUUCAGCUGAAUCCCUGUACACUGAGCCAAGGUCAUGAUCAGGCUUAUUUAGGAAACAUUGUGAGCUGUGCCAGAAAAGAUCAUAUCAGAAUUCAUAUCAUGUGUUCACAUCAACGCUACGUGUGAGAGCUUCGCGUAUUUGUAUGUGUGUUAUAAAUACUUGAUUUAUACACAGACAAACGUGUGGUGUGCUUGUGAGCUUAUGUAUAAGUCUAUAGGCGCACAGUAAUAGGGAUGGUUCUAAGUAGGGUGCAGAAUGGAUCAUUUGCUUAAGAGCUGCUAAAUAACCAAACCUUUUUAAUGUCAUGUUGCUGUUAGUGCUUCCAUUUUCCACGUGGGUAGGACUACAUCACACUUUUCAACUCUCUGCGGUACUGCAUGGGUGGAAGACAUAUCUUAAAUAAUGUGCUUCCCAAAACAACCAAAUCAAAGCCAUCCCACUACCUUGAGUCCUUUCGCUGGCUCCUUGCAAAGGCAAAUGCAGCCUGAAAUAGAUCUCCUUAUGUAAAGGUCCAGAAAAAGGAAAAUCAAUUAAAAAAAAAAUCCCUUUGCACAUUGGCAUUAUGCUCACCUUGUCCUCCCUUUGCCCUUGUGUUCGGAGUCCAGGUUCCCGAAGGGAACUGGAGGGUCGUGAGCCCAGUCUUGAAGGCCCAGGGUGAGAAUCCGAGACCCCACCGCAAGGCGAGCGACUCUUAGGAAUUCCCGCAUCCUAGCGGAAUGCAAGAGAUGAUGCUGUGAAAUGCUGUCUUUUGCAAAGAGCCAUGACAACAGAGUCCCCUGGUUGGGAAUAGACGUUUUUGUUUUUUUUUUCACUUUUCCUUUUGUAAAUUGGGCCUUCUAUAAUGCCAGUAACAUUCAAUUGUAUAUCUAAUUAAAUCAGUGACUACAGACACACACGCCCUCCAUUCUCUUGCUCUCUCCUUUUCUCCCCACGUGAGGAUUUUUGUUUCCAAUGCUGAGCUCCAGUUUGGCCCUAUAUCCCUGUUGCAGAAAAACCUCACCAGGAGGAUGGCCAGUGACCCAGCUUCUCAGGUGGUUAAAUGCAGUUCAAGCAGUUUUUUCACAAUCCGUAAUGAUGGCAUGCGGAGGCUUCGAGGCUGAGGGAGCAGACGGUUUUCUAAAGAAUUCGGGGUUUGAGGGGUGGGAAGUCAGACGCCACAGCACACGAAGGGGUAUUUCCUUGUCGUCGGGGCCGGAAUGAGCCACUGCUGCUACAAGUCAAAGGUUCUCGAAUAUCCUUCGUGUUUGUAUUUUAUUCUUCUUUUUUCUCUUACCUUUAUUUAUUUAUGUAUUUAUUUAUUCAUAUAUAUAUAUAUUUGCUCCAUUCAUCACAAACACAAAGCAAAGCAAAAAAAUACAUAUAUAUGUAUAUCUGUUGCAGGCAAAACACUGUGAAUUUCACAACAGCAACCAAGCAACUCUUUUGCCAUCUCAACAUACGUCUCAGGAGACGAAAUGGGAAAACAUAGGAUGUCAUCUUUUUCAGUCUAUGCAUUCUAGGCCAGGUCUGGGUUCGCUUUCUUUCUUUGUUCUGUGCAUCAAUGACAGUGAUCCUGAGUGAAGGUUGGCUGAAUGUCCAACACACGGAAGCAAGCGUGAUAAAAGCUGCUAAUUGCUACAGGUUGGAACUGGGGAAAACAAUCUGGAGAAAAUGAAAUGUCAAGGCCUCCAUCUUGCAGCUUGUAUAUCUUACUAUUGCUUUAAAAAUGUAUAAAACAGCUGGAAAUGUUUUCAAUACAAGGUCUUUAAAUUAAAUGUGGAUUUUUAACUAUAGAAUCCCUUGACAAAUGGUAAAUUAUGGUGAAAUAUUGCUCCCUGCAUUCAAUGAUCAUUACCUAUCACUUACAAAUCUGCCUAGAGAUGUGGGCACUCUCUGCAUUUGCUUCUGUACGUGGAGAGAUGUUUGUAUAUAUCCAGGCCGUAUACACACACACACGCACACGUCAAUAUCUCUCUGAAGUUACAUCGCCCCUUAAAUUGUGACCUGGUAUUUGAAACUCUUUUUAUUUGCUUUAUUUUCCUUUUAAUGUGACGUCUCUGUGCUGACACUUACUGGUUCUUGUUUUGCAAUCUGUUUUGAGGUCCAUUGCUUUAUUAAGACCCACUGCAUCUUGGCUGAUUUCAAAGUGACACCAGAAUAUCAGUGUUAAAAAAAAAAAAGUUUCGUUUGUAAAUCAUGUGACCAGCUUCUCUCAACCUGACACGGAAAGUCUCUUGUACUACAGUGUAUUUAAUAAAAAUGAUGUCUUACAAUAAAUACCAUCCUCCAAAAGACACACGGAAAGUGACAUGAUGAUUACUAGAAUUUUCACAAGGUGUGGUGUGUGCAUUUUAGGUGUGGUCCCUGCAGGUGCCUGCGGUGUUCAUAAGUUGAAGGCAACGAGAAUGCAGGUUUCCUGGUCAAUCCGUCCUAACCUGACACUUUCGACUUAUGUCUUGGAUAACCAGAACAUGCUUGUCCAAUAGAGCUUUCUGCAGUGAUCCAAAUGUUCUCUCUCUGCACUGUC
Molecule: messenger RNA, 9198 nt
Organism: Camelus dromedarius (Arabian camel)
Lineage: Eukaryota; Metazoa; Chordata; Mammalia; Artiodactyla; Camelidae
Gene: NTRK2
Product: neurotrophic receptor tyrosine kinase 2
Exons: 20
Coding region: 981-3449 (822 amino acids)
Biological process (GO): positive regulation of kinase activity; positive regulation of phosphatidylinositol 3-kinase/protein kinase B signal transduction; multicellular organism development
Cellular component (GO): signaling receptor complex; axon terminus; dendritic spine
Molecular function (GO): brain-derived neurotrophic factor receptor activity; axon guidance receptor activity; brain-derived neurotrophic factor binding
Source: RefSeq, a predicted model, not a curated record